Polistes dominula (European paper wasp) is the source of this 3665-nucleotide messenger RNA. RefSeq lists its product as uncharacterized. NCBI's taxonomy places the organism in Eukaryota, Metazoa, Arthropoda, Insecta, Hymenoptera, Vespidae. The record is from RefSeq and is a predicted model, not a curated record.
AAUUGCGAGAGUUGGUAGCAGUGUUUGAGACGCCUUAUGGCCGUAUUUUAGUAAAAUACGUAUUAGUCGUUUUAAUACUUGUGAUAAUUUGGAAAAAAGGCAUCAGUAGUCUUAUAAAGCUUUCAAAAAAUUGCAGACUUUUCUGAAUUGUUAUCAAUAAUAACCAAUGUUUUGUUAGCACUCUGUUUAAUCCAAUUAUUGCCCCGAAUAAUCAUCAAAAAUAAUUUCCGCGCAUGGAAUGUACUUUGUAUUAUUAAGUUUUAGUGUUGUAAAUAAUUAGUACAUUUGAUCGAUAAAUGUAUAACUACUAAAGUAGAACUAUUUUUAAUUAUUUCGGUUUAAAAUGAGCGGCGACAUGUUUGAAGGAAAAGAUUAUCCAACGCAAUGGGCAUUGAAUCCUUCCGCAUAUCAAAAUAUGAGUAAUGAUCAAGUUGAUUGGGCUGCAUUAGCUCAACAAUGGAUAAAAAUGAAGGAAACGAUUGUUCCACCUGCUCCGCCACCACCAUCCAUCGAUUCCUUGUGUCCAGGAAAUGACAGUAGCGGUGAAGCACCUAUGGAUAUGGAUACCAAAGAAGAUGAUAUCCCACCAGCACCACCGGCUCCCACAAUCAGUGGUUCUGAUGCUUGGACUCAAUGGAGUCAAUGGGGACAUUGGAAUACAUCUAAUUCUAGUACUGGAACUUGGGAAUGGACUGGCGUUCCACCUCCUGGAGUUAGUAUAGGUCCUGAUGGAAAACCAACAGCGGUACCUACAUUACCAAUCAUUCCACCUGGUCCAACGAUAUCGACUACAGAAUUUAAUGUACCACCUCCAGUAACACCAUCGUUGUAUUCUUACAAUUCUGCACCUCCAUCACAACCAUAUAAUCAACAAGUCGGUAAUUUUUGGUCUGGUGGCGAAUCUUCAACUGCUGUGCCUUCUCAACCAUUACUUUAUAUGAAAGGCAUUCGACAUACCAAUAGAAUACCACACAUGAGAACUAUUGAUGCAGUAAGAUGUAGAAACAAUAGGGAAAAAACACCAGAAGAAGAUACAACUACCACUAUUGAUGCAGCUAAACGUCGUCAAUUGCCAGCAUGGAUUAGGGAAGGAUUAGAAAAGAUGGAAAGGGAAAAGCAAAAAGCAGUGGAACGUGAGAGGCAAGAAAUUUUACGAAAACAAGAAAUAGAAGCGCGUAAAAAAGCUGAAGAUGAAGCUCGUUUAGUACUAAAUCCUGCCAAAAGUAAAUUUGAUUCAGAUUCGGAAAAAGAAGCAGAUCAAGAAUUCGAGACAAGUUCGACAGAACAGAAUAUAAGCAGCAAAAAAAAUUACGAACGAACCCCAGAUGUUAUACUUCGACCGAGAAAAUCGCGUUUUCGAGAUGCUGAUUCACCUGAACCAAACAUACCCCCCGUUGACAAUAGUCCACCACCGGUUUGUAGUAGUAGUACGGCUGUUACUGUUGUUAAACGAUCGCAAGAGGAAAUAUUGCAGGAAGUGAUGUUGAAAGUUCGAAGAUCUCUAACAGAAAUUCUUUUGGAAGUGACAAACGAAGAAAUAGCUGGAGUAUGCAGAGAGGUUUGGAAUCGCGCACGUGCCAAAGCCCCUGCAGGAGAGCACUCAGUCGCAUCCUUCAACAACACGGCCCCUCUUGCUCAGAUCACUCGAAAACUUGGUCUGGGCAUCUACGGUGACAGUAAUAGCGAAUCCGAGGAAGAACAGAACGAACAAGAACAACUUCAAAACAAUGACAGCGACGAAGAACUUAUGGAAACUUUGAGACGUCGGCAGCAGGCCUUCAAAAAGACAGAGAAGGAGAUUGAAGCACGUCUUGCGGCAGAAGAGGAAAACGAAGAUCAAUACAAUGCACAAGAGGAAAAUCAUAUUGGUAAUACUAGCUGCAGAGAUACAGUUGAUGAGAAAGAAACGGUAAAUAUUCAAAGAGCAGCAUCUGAAAGUUUAUCGAGUGAAGAACAAAGUCAAGGAGAAGUAAAUGUCUCUGCGGAUGUAGUCAAAGCUGAUACACCGUCAGCUGGAUCAGUCAAUUCUGAAUCUAGUAAUUCUGAUACAACAAGCUCUGAUACAAGUCGUGCUUCGACUAAAAAGAAUAAAAAGAUAAGUAAGAAAAGUGAUCGAAGCGAUCAAAAGAAACGAAAAACUAAAAGUAGAAGUAAAUCAAGGGGCAAGAAAUCGAGAUCACGUUCUUCGGAACGUACGCGAAAACGUUCCUCGAGAUCGAGAUCAGUGAAGUCGCGUAAGGGACGACGUUCAAGAUCGAGCAAUUAUAGGUCCAGUAGAAAGCGUAGAUCCAAAUCACGAUCUCAUCGAAAACGAUUGAGAUCAAGAUCUAGAAGCUGCCGAAGAUCAAGGUCAUUGUCUGGAUCAAGAAAAUGGUCCCGAUCGCGUUCUAGUGGAAAAAAGAAGUCUCAUUCGCAUUCCAGAGAAAGAAGAAGUCGAUCUCGUUCGAUAAGGCGUAGCAGAUCUCGUCUGAGGGUGAAAAGAAAGUCAUCAUCAAGAACUAGAGAUAGAUCACGUUCUCGUUCGCGAGAUCGUCACAGAUCGCGAUCUUAUGUUUCUAGAAGUAGAAGGAGAAGUCACUCUAGAUCUAGGGAACGUAGAAGGUCACAAUCAAAAUCGCAUCAAUGGAACACUCGUGAUGGUAAGAAGUCGUCAUCGCAUCGAUUCAGGAAUUGAGUGAGCCUGUUCAACUUCAAGCAAAGCAUUUUCCACUGGCUUCCAGUUGGCUUCAAUAUGUCAUUCUGCCUCAGUCCAUCAGUGUAUACUACCAUGGUAGUUCAUUCGUUUAAAAUAUAUCACAUUCAGUCUCUCCCGAACUGUAUAAGAAGGUAUGAUAUAAUAAAAACAUUUUCUUUUCAAAUAAAUGUGUUAUGACUUAAGAAAAUAUUUUUAUCCUCGGAGACGACUCAUGCUUAUGUAUACUCGUAUAUUAUUUUUCAUGAUUCGGCAUCAUUUGAUAAUGUAAAAAGUAAAAAAUCGUUAAACAAUUAAAUGGACGUUAUUAUUGGACGUAGAAAUGAUGGUGUAGCGAAAAAAAGAUAUUAGCAAACAUUGUGAAAAUUGUUAUUGUAAAUUGUUUCGAAAGAACAAUUGAAAAAAGAAAAGCUAAUAAUAAUUAUCCAUCCUAUUGGAUGAUGAUAGCGACAUAAACGAGCGGAACAAAAUUGUAAAAGUAGAUCGAUUUAAGAAUGACAAUGAAUAUCGUUAACAUUGAGAGGCCAUUUUAUCUCUAUUAGAUAACGUGAAUUAUAUCUAUCAAUGAAUUACUACGUAGUCUAAAAUAUAUCACUUUCUUAAUUGUUCAAUACUAAAAUAAUAAUAAAAUAAAGAAUAGAAAAAUUAUUAUCAAUGGUUAUAUAUGCCCAGAGCUCGCUUAUAUCUUAAACAUUUAUUGUGUAAUAUAAGAUGUGUUUCAAACGUACAACUAAUUUUUGUCUUAAUAGCAAUAUUUUAGUAAAGAAGCUUUUUUUCUUUUUUUUUUUUUUUUUUGAACCCAUCUUUCUUUCUUUAUAUGCACUCCUUGUUUUCAUUAUUUAUUGUAUUUAUUCCUCAAAUUACUUCGAAAUGUACUCUUCUAAUGUCGUUGUAAUGAGACUAAAAACCAGGGGUCGGCGCAGCCUGCUGUAUAUAAGCAUUUUUUUUUUUUUUUUUUUUUUUUUUUUUUUUU